Messenger RNA from Octopus bimaculoides (California two-spot octopus), 421 nucleotides. Its product is annotated as integumentary mucin C.1. Lineage: Eukaryota; Metazoa; Mollusca; Cephalopoda; Octopoda; Octopodidae. The record is from RefSeq and is a predicted model, not a curated record.
UACAGCAGCUGCAACUACAACUGUGGUAUCAGGAACCACAACUGCUGCACAAUCACCAAUGACAUCAGCUGCAACUACAUCUGCACCAUCAGGAACUACAACACCUGCAACUACAGCUGCAACAUCAGGAACCACUACUGCUGCACCAUCAGCAACUACAACAGUUGCAACUACAGCAAGUUCUACAACAGCUGUAGCAUCAGGAACCACAACAGCUGCUCCAUCAGCAACUACAGCUGCAACACCAGGAACCACAACAGCUGCACCAUCUGUAACCACAACAGCUGCUCCACCAGCAACUACAACAGCUGCAACUACAGUUUCACCAUCAGCAACUACAACACCUACAUCAGCAGCAACUACAACUGUAGUAUCUGGAACCACAACUGCUGCACCACCAGGAACCACAACACCUGCACCA